Molecule: messenger RNA, 1570 nt
Organism: Daucus carota subsp. sativus
Lineage: Eukaryota; Viridiplantae; Streptophyta; Magnoliopsida; Apiales; Apiaceae
Product: receptor-like protein kinase FERONIA
Exons: 3
Coding region: 102-1445 (447 amino acids)
Biological process (GO): protein autophosphorylation
Cellular component (GO): plasmodesma; plasma membrane
Molecular function (GO): ATP binding; transmembrane receptor protein tyrosine kinase activity
Source: RefSeq, a predicted model, not a curated record
ACCAAGGGAUAUUGAACUGCCUCAGUAGUGAGAUUGAAGUCUCUCAGAUUUCUUUGUGAACGAGUUGUGAACUAACUCCCAGUUAGCAUGCAAAUUUGACUAUGUUCUGCUGGGCAUCUCUGGGGCUCAAACCUGCACAAGUCUUCCUGCAGUUGUGGUACAAAUUUACAAUGACACAAGAUUUGGAAUUUUUAUUCGGAUAUACAAACAUCAUUGUAAAUGGUGUGAUUAUUCUCAUCACUAUCUUGAGCUGUGUGGUUUAUAAGUUUCGACAAGAUCAAGAAGCUGAGUUUGUGGAGGAGAACCAAGGGCUCUUAUCAUUGUCUCUUCAAGGAUUGUGUCAUCGUUUCUCACUUGAUCAGAUGCAAAAGGCGACAUCAAAUUUCUGCGAUGAACUGGUCAUUGGAGAAGGUGGGUUCGGGAAGGUUUACAAGGGUACUUUUGAAAAUGGACCUACUGUGGUUGCCAUAAAGCGGUUACAAUCCAUGUCUAGACAGGGAUCGACAGAGUUCCGGACUGAGAUUGAGAUGCUCUCCCAACUUCGUCACAGCCAUCUAGUGUCACUAAUUGGUUAUUGCGAUGAAGGUCAUGAGAUGAUUCUUGUUUAUGAAUUUAUGUCAGGUGGCACAUUAGCUGAUCAUCUGUAUAAAUCUCGGCCAUCACUGUCAUGGGUUCAGCGCCUCAAGAUUUGCAUCGGAGCAGCACGUGGACUGCAUUACCUUCACACGGGUACAGGCAUUAAGCAAAGAAUUAUACACCGUGAUGUAAAGACCACGAACAUUCUGCUGGAUGAUAAUCUGGAAGCUAAAAUUUCGGAUUUUGGAUUAUCUAAAACAAGUCUAGCAAAUCAGGCAACUACAUUUGUAAGUACUCAUGUCAAAGGCACCUAUGGUUAUUUUGAUCCGUAUUAUUUUUUAACUCAUAGACUGACGUGGAGAUCAGAUGUGUAUUCCUUUGGUGUGGUGCUGUUUGAGGUUUUUUGUGGAAGGCCAGCAGUGGACAGGACUCGCAGUGAAGAGCAAAGGGGUUUGGCUGGAUGGGCGCAACACUGCUUCAAAGAAGGAAUAUUGGGUCAGAUAAUUGAUCACAGAAUAAAGGGGGAUGUCUUUUCUGAUUCUCUAGAGGCUUAUGUAAAAGUCGCAAUCCAAUGUUUACAUUUUGGACCUAAGCAUCGUCCCACUAUGGCUGAGAUUGUGGUCGGUCUAGAAUCUGCCUUGGCACUGCAGGAAAAGAGUACUGAAUAUUAUUUACCCGAGGUUAUGACUAGUGAUGACGAUCAUGAAGACAUAGAUUUAUCAGGACCUGAGGCUAAGUAUGAAAAUUCCGAAAAGGAAAUGGUGAAUGUUUCUAAUAGCAGGCAUCAGAAAAAACAGUCUUCUGCUCUAAAAAGAUUUGUUGCAUUUCUUACGGCUACAGCCGGGGCCAUGUCAGUCAAUAAAGAUUAAAAAAAUGGUUCACUGCCAGUCAUCCCACAGUCAUCAAAUUUAAAGCAUUACACGCCCAAUGAUCUGAAUAUAGCUACCAGCAACUUCCAUCCUAACAGUAAAGUCGGCCAUGUUGUUUCUGGUCC